AUGAUUGAGUCUCUAGGUCAUCUUGUCGAUAUUGUCGGUCGCGUGUUCGAUUCCCUAGACUUGAACCCUCUUCUCAUCUCCACCAUCGGCAACGCAACGUCUCUAGUUGGCAAUGUGGUAUCCGAUGUCGUGGGUGCUGUAGACGGUCUCCUCGGCUCCAUCACCCAAGGCGGCAAAACCCUCAACUUUGUCGUCGACAAUCUCGGAAACAUCGUCCAAGAGGUUGGCGGUGUGAGCACCAUUGUUGGCGAUUACACGAAAAACAUGACGCAGACUGGUACGAGCAAGAGUGUUGGCCAGGGACUGACUCAGAAAGAGUACUCGUAUUCGCCGUUGAACGCUUUGGUGGAUAUUGUCUUCAACUCUGCCGGCCAGGUUGUACAGGCUGUUGUGCAGAAGAAGAAUGGUGGAAGCAGCAGCAGUGGCAGCAGCAGCGGGAGUGCAUCGAACUCUACAGUCUCUGCUGCUUCUUCGCUGAAGCAUUAA
Messenger RNA from Aureobasidium musti, 486 nucleotides. The record is from the annotation of a GenBank genome assembly. NCBI's taxonomy places the organism in Eukaryota, Fungi, Ascomycota, Dothideomycetes, Dothideales, Saccotheciaceae.